AAGCAUUUAUUUAAUAGCACAAGUCAUUUCCUUUGAGCACAAUGUUUAGGACACCUUUGAUUUUUCUCAUGUUAUGGACACAGAUGGUUAAAGUGGAGUCUACUUGUGAUACUGAACUUCAGAAUGGGCUCUUCCAAGAUCUUCUUAAUAUGAUGUUGAAGAUUAAAGGCCCUAGUUCUGCAGAACCGUCUACCUGUAACUGCAAGAAGAUUGUAAUUGCUUUCACAGCUUCGCUGUCAGCUACAAAAUCCAUUGGCUCAGGUGCAGUUGUUAAGUUUGAUAAAGUUUGGACCAACGAGGGGAAAGGAUAUGACCCAAAUUCUGGAAUCUUCACAGCACCAAGGAAAGGAUUCUAUCAAAUAUCUGCAACAACAAUGUCUCCAAAUGGAAAAUACUUCUAUUCAUAUCUUAUGAAAAAUAAUGAAAAAAAUGUAGGAGUAUACACAGGAAAAGGCUUUCAUACAGGUUCAGCUAACAUUGUUCUCAAAUUAAAGAAAGGAGACCGUGUGUACAUAAAACACCGUAGCAACACCGAGGAAAUCUACAGUGAUAGUGAUCAUUGGAGCAUGUUUUCUGGCUUCCUUAUUUCUGAAUGAAAUAUGAAGCAAUAA
This is a messenger RNA of Mytilus californianus (California mussel), 611 nucleotides long. RefSeq names its product complement C1q subcomponent subunit A-like. Bases 42 to 596 code for a protein of 184 amino acids. Gene Ontology annotation, molecular function: protein binding. Lineage: Eukaryota; Metazoa; Mollusca; Bivalvia; Mytilida; Mytilidae. The transcript is spliced from 3 exons. The record is from RefSeq and is a predicted model, not a curated record.